Molecule: messenger RNA, 552 nt
Organism: Vigna unguiculata (cowpea)
Lineage: Eukaryota; Viridiplantae; Streptophyta; Magnoliopsida; Fabales; Fabaceae
Source: RefSeq, a predicted model, not a curated record
AUGCCAUUUGGAGUGACCAAUGCUUCAGCUGUCUUCAUGGAUUAUAUGAACCAAAUUUUCUGCCCUUAUUUGGACAAGUUUAUGGUGGUGUUUAUAGAUGAUAUUCUCAUAUACUCUCAGAAUAAGGAGGAGCAUGCAGGUCAUUUGAGGGUUGUACUAGAAGUGCUUAGAGAACAUCAGCUCUACGAUAAACUGUCCAAAUGUGAAUUCUGGUUAGGAGAGGUACAAUUUCUGGGGCAUGUUAUCUCUUCCCAGGGUAUUGCAGUAGACCCGAGUAAGAUUGAGACAGUUCUGAAGUGGGAGAGACCUCAGACAGUAACAGAAGUCAGAAGCUUUUUGGGGCUAGCAGGGUACUAUAGAAGGUAUUUAGAGGGGUUCUCUAAAAUGGUGAGUCCAUUAACUCAGCUCACUAGAAAAGAUCAACCCUUCUCCUGGACUGAUAAAUGCGAAGAGUGCUUCGGAGAGAUGAAGAGGAGGUUGACCACAACUCCAAUACUUGUUAUUCUAGAUACCAGUAAGAAGUUUGAGAUAUACUGCAAUGCAUCCUACUAG